GCUACGAGUGGAUGCUCGGCUGUCGCGGCGGUAUAUGCUACACGCGCGAGGUGUACCUGACACCAUCGCCAGCAGCGUAGCUGGCGUGCCGAUGCGAUGAUGGGGGCGAGUGGAUGAGGGAGAGUUCAAUGGGAGGAAAUUUGGCUGGUCGAGGUCGUGAGCAAAUGGGGGAUGGAGAGGUCGGAUGGAGAGGAUGGAUGUUUGGCUGCGCAUCCGCCCUCGCGCGUGCAGGCAAGCUACGUGGCAAUCAACAUCCUACCCGCCUUGCGUUUGCGGGCCGGCAUAAGGGCGGGUAGGCGGACGACGUGCCCAGCUCGUUGGUGACAAAGAUGAUGCUCAUGGGGAUAUAAAGAUGA
Molecule: messenger RNA, 356 nt
Organism: Jaminaea rosea
Lineage: Eukaryota; Fungi; Basidiomycota; Exobasidiomycetes; Microstromatales
Exons: 1
Coding region: 114-296 (60 amino acids)
Source: RefSeq, a predicted model, not a curated record